Molecule: messenger RNA, 4199 nt
Organism: Rhodamnia argentea
Lineage: Eukaryota; Viridiplantae; Streptophyta; Magnoliopsida; Myrtales; Myrtaceae
Product: protein FAR-RED ELONGATED HYPOCOTYL 3
Exons: 10
Coding region: 1312-3855 (847 amino acids)
Biological process (GO): regulation of DNA-templated transcription
Molecular function (GO): zinc ion binding
Source: RefSeq, a predicted model, not a curated record
CUUGUUCAUUGGCAUUUCUAGGGGGAAAUGGGUGUAUUUUUCCUUGCGGGCGGUUCAUUCGGUGGAGUUUAGGUUCUUGCUGGGUAGUGAUUUGAAAUGCUCCUCCUAGUGUUUGCUUCUUCUCGGCUUCCGAUCGUUUGCCACUUGCAAUCUCUGGUUUCCUUUCCUCUUCUGUAGUCCUGCAAUUGUUGUUACUUUAGGAUAGGUGGAAAGUCCUAGUUGAAAGCACAGGCCUUCGUUUCGGCAAAUUGAAAUGGCGAUGAUCUUGUUCAUUGGCAUUUGUAGGGAGAGAUGGAAGUAUUUUUCUUUGUCAAGAAAUUCUGGAAUCUGGGAGUGGGGGAAAAUGUGCCUUUUGAAUUCUAUGGUAUGCCUAGUGUCCUUCUUCCCACAUAAUCAACUAGCUCCUGUUUCUCUCCUUUGGGGACGUGCUUCUUUACUUUCUCUUUACUAUGGGUUAUCAUGUGAGAGUCAGAAUUUCGCUAUUUAGAUUCCUAUUCGAUUUACCUAAGUAAAGCUUGAAAUUUGUUUGAAUGAGCCCUAUCUCAUCUAAUUUUGCGAACUGUAGUAGUGUCUUUUUUGUCCUUUUUUUUGGCUUUUUGAAAGAGAGAUGUAGAAGCUCGUCAUUGCAGUGGAGAAUUGCAGAAUGGGCUUAUUGUCCAUUUUUUCCCAUACUAAAUGAAGAAAUCUACACCAACUGCCACUGGAUGGUAAAUGCAGGACCAGUGGAAGAACAUGAGAUAGCCCUGAGCAGAUGUAUUUUGAAAUGAACUUGACUGCAUUUUUAAGUAAUGACUUCGUAUACGAGCUGAGUGCAGUGCUAAUAUCAGAUUCCAUGAAUCAGAUAAGGAACCUUUGUAUUUAUUUGUUGUCAUUUCCUUCCUUUUCCUUUAUGUUAUUCUUUUGAAUUCGGAAGGAUCAUAUGCAUGACCCAAUUCCCUUUGCCAAGGUAGUUUUAGAUGAGUCCAUUUUCUUUAUAUUGGGGUCAUCCUAUGAGAUGAGCUGCUGUUUGCUUCUGCAGCUGCGUAAUUCCAUCAGCAUAUGCCGAUUCUAUGCCACUUUAUGUAAAUGCUUGCAAUGCAGGCAAGAAAAUGCUUUUGAAAUGUGAAUGUGCUUUGAUUGGAUCAUAUAAGGAGGCUGAUACUUACAAGAACUUUUAAUUAUUCAUAUUGGGCUUGUGUGGUUUGUCAUGUCCUUUGGAUGCUAUUACUCAAAUUAACAUGUUAAGUACUUUAAGUUGCUAUAACGCCUUAUAUUUUCUCCAUUUUGCAGGUGCCGAAGAAUAGCAUAUUGUUGAGCUUAUUGUUUGACGUCAUGAACAUUGAUCUCAGGCUACCUUCCGGUGGACAUGAGAAGGAAGAAGGAGAGCCGCAUGGUAUUGACAACAUGUUGAACGGCCAGGAAAAAUUGCAUAAUGGUGAUAUAGUGACUACAACUCUGGCAGAUCUUGGAGAUGCAUCCCAUGUUUCAGAUGGAGGUGUUCUGAAUCCCGUCACAGCAGAUAUGAUAGAGGUGAAAGAGUAUAUGAACCUUGAACCACUUUCAGGUAUGGAGUUUGAAUCGCAUGGAGAUGCCUAUUCUUUUUAUCAGGAGUACGCUCGGUCUAUGGGUUUCAACACUGCAAUACAAAACAGCCGUCGUUCGAAAACAUCUAGAGAAUUUAUUGAUGCAAAAUUUGCGUGUUCUAGAUAUGGGACAAAAAGAGAAUAUGACAAGUCUUAUAAUCGGCCUCGGGCCCGCCAAAGCAAGCAAGAUCCAGAAAAUGCGACUGGUCGGCGAGCUUGUGCUAAGACGGAUUGCAAAGCAAGUAUGCACGUGAAGAGAAGGUCAGAUGGAAAAUGGGUUAUACAUAGCUUUUUCAAGGAGCAUAACCAUGAACUUUUACCAGCCCAAGCUAUCAGUGAACAGACGAGAAAGAUGUAUGCCACAAUGGCUAGACAGUUUGCGGAAUAUAAAAAUGUGGUUGGUCUGAAGAAUGACAUAAAAAAUCCCUUCGAGAAAGGUCGUAAUAUUCUAUUAGAAGCUGGAGACGCAAGGAUCUUGCUUGAGUUCUUCUCACAGAUGCAAUGCUCAAAUUCAAAUUUCUUUCAUGCGGUUGACCUGGCUGAUGAUCAGCGCGUUAGAAGUUUGCUUUGGGUUGAUGCAAAGAGUAGGCAUGACUACAGUAAUCUCAGUGACGUAAUCUCCUUCGACACUACUUACAUUAGAAGCAAGUACAAGAUGCCUCUUGCCUUAUUUGUUGGCGUGAACCAGCACUACCAGUUCAUGUUGCUUGGAUGUGCACUAUUGUCGGAUGAAAGUGCUGCUACAUACUCUUGGCUCAUGCAAACUUGGUUGAAAGCCGUUGGUGGUCAGCAUCCAAAAGUAAUAAUCACCGAUCAAGACAAAGCCAUUAAAACAGUCAUUUCAGAUGUUUUCCCUAAUUCUCGUCAUUGCUUCUGUUUGUGGCAAAUAUGGGGGAAGCUUUCUGACAAUCUCGGUCAUGUGAUAAAAAGACAUGAUAAUUUUAUGGCAAAAUUUGAAAAAUGUGUCAAUAGGUCUUGGACAGAGGUAGAAUUCGAGAAAAGGUGGUGGAAGAUUAUAAACAGAUGUGAACUAAGAGAGGAUGAAUGGAUGCGCUCAUUGUAUGAGGAUCGCAGGCAUUGGGUGCCGACCUUCCUGAAGGAUGCUUUCUUUGCUGGAAUGUGUAGCAUUCAGCGAGUUGAUAGUGUAAAUGCCUUCUUUGAUAAGUAUUUACAUAAGAAGACCACCGUGCAAGAGUUUGUAAAACAGUAUGAAGCAAUUCUGCAAGAUAGGUAUGAAGAUGAAAGCAAAGGAGAGUCUGAUACAUGGAGUAAGCAACCUGUACUGAAAUCUCCAUCUCCAUUUGAGAAGAGUGUUUCGGGAUCAUACACACAUGCAGUUCUUAAGAAGUUUCAAGUUGAGGUUCUAGGUGCAGUUGCUUGUCGUCCCAAAGAGGAAAGACAAGAUGAGACCUCCACGAUUUUCAGAGUCCAAGAUUUGGAGAAGGACCAAGAUUUCACUGUCAUGUGGAACGAGAUGAAGUCAGAAAUUUCUUGUACAUGCAGGUUAUUUGAGUACAAAGGUUAUCUGUGUCGACAUGCGCUGAUUGUUCUACAAAUGCGUGGUCUUUCUGCAAUUCCAUCUGCUUAUAUUUUAGAAAGAUGGACCAAAGAUGCAAAGAACAGGCUUUUGAUGACAGAGGAAUCUGAACAGGUUCAAUCAAGAGUACAGAGGUACAAUGAUUUAUGCCAGCGGGCAAUGAGAUUGAGUGAAGAGGGAUCGAUGUCCCAGGAGGCUUACAGUCUAGCAAUGCGGGCAAUUGAGGAAGCUUUUGCAAACUGUGUUAAUCAAAACACUAUUAACAAGAGUCCUGCUGAAGCCGGCACAUCAGCAACUCAUGGUCUAUUGUGUGCAGAAGAUGACAGCCAAGGCAGAGGAAUGAGCAAAACAAACAAAAAGAAGAACCCGACCAAGAAAAGAAAGGUGACCUCUGAGCCAGAUAUAAUGACAGUUGGGGCACAAGAAAGCUUGCAGCAAAUGGAGAAACUAACCUCAAGAUCAGUGACCCUUGAUAGCUACUAUGGCACUCAGCAGAGUGUUCCGGGGAUGGUACAACUAAAUUUAAUGGCACCUACUCGUGAUAAUUACUAUGGGAGUCAGCAGACAAUUCAAGGGCUGGGGCAACUCAACUCAAUAGCACCAAGUCAUGAUGGAUACUACACUCCUCAGCAGAGUAUGCAUGGGCUGGGACAGAUGGACUUCUUCAGAUCCCCAGGCAGUUUUACUUACAGUAUUCGGGAUGAUUCCAAUGUCAGAGCAGCGCAGUUGCAUGAGGAUGCAUCAAGACAUGCUUGACAUCUAUUAGAUAAAGAGAGGAAACAGAAGCUGUAGUUCGCCAAAGGGCGGCAGGUGAACUUAUAUCCCAAAUGGAAGUAACAUAAGUCUACGAUUGUAGUGUUUGUAAGAUAGCAGAUAGGCUAAUGAUUUUCAUCACCAUAGAUCGGCUGUUGUAUUUUAUUUGUGGAAUCUGGAGGAAAGUUGGGAUAAGCUCGAGGUAGGAUCGUUAUCAGUUGUACAGGGUGUUCUUGUUGUAUCUUGGAUUGCAUCAGCUCAGAAUUAGAAUAGGAUUUGUUGAGAUGAGUCGGUAAAUUCUCCAUUUAUUCAGUCUCAGCUCUAAUGUUAAUGUUUGCCAGCAUAGU